This is a messenger RNA of Phalaenopsis equestris, 794 nucleotides long. Its product is annotated as RNA polymerase II transcriptional coactivator KELP-like. The record is from RefSeq and is a predicted model, not a curated record. Gene Ontology annotation, biological process: positive regulation of transcription initiation by RNA polymerase II. The coding region runs from base 102 to 617 and encodes 171 amino acids. Gene Ontology annotation, molecular function: DNA binding; transcription coactivator activity. NCBI's taxonomy places the organism in Eukaryota, Viridiplantae, Streptophyta, Magnoliopsida, Asparagales, Orchidaceae. The transcript has 3 exons.
CCCGUUUCUUCCAUUUCCCUCCAUUUCCUCCCUUUAAACUCCACCUCCUCCAAUUCUUCUUCUUCCUCCAAUCUCCUCGCCCCUUUCUUUCAAAUCUCGUCAUGGAAGCCGAAACUGAUCCGGCGACUCCACCGAAAGUUGAAGAUACAGCGAUCAAGGAGCAAAAGGUCGACGCCCCGGCAGAUAAAGGGCUCGGUCUCGAUCUUUCCUUCCCUGCUAGCCAGAGCUUAAUUUGCGCGAACGUCGAGUCUUCUUCCAGUUCAAGCGACGACCUCGCUGCGCCGAAGGUAGAGACGACUGCGCCGCCCGGUGAGAUCGAGGUGAGGAAUGAGAGUAAGGAAGUAAAGAAAGGGAAAGGACGGCUAAAGAAAUUGGGAGCCGACAAUGACUUGCUUCUCUGCAAUCUUUCGGACAAUAGGAUGGUCACUCUCCACAAAUUCCAUGGGCAAGUGUUAGUUUCAAUUAGGCAGUACUAUAUGCAGGAUGGAAAGCUGCUGCCUUCACCCAAAGGAAUAAGCCUCACUCGUGAACAGUGGGAAUCCUUCGUAAGAGCUGUCCCUCUCAUAGAAGCAGCUCUCAAGAAAUUUGGGUCCUUUCCCCCUAAAAAAAGAAGAUGAGAGUCCUCCCUGCGCUGAAGUUGAAUCUGCAGCUGAUAGAGCAUGCUAAAAGAGUUGCCUUAGACCUUUCAUUGAGCUUUAUUUCAUUUAAUAGAGAUAAAACUCUAAAAUCAGAUGUUCUAUCCUCAGAUCUUUUUUCUUGCAAUUGCUAGUGCUUUUCUUACAGCGCUUUUCUCA